GUCAAAUAAUAUGACAGUGACAUUUCCGUAUUAAUAGUUCCAUCUGUCUUAAUAUUACACUGUAUGCGUGUUUCGAUAUUUCAAUUAGUUAUUUCGUAAUUAGUAACUAUAUUUAAAUAAAGUAAUAAAAUGCCUCCUAAAAAGGUUGAAGAACCAGAAAAGAAGCCACUAAUUGGCCGAGUUGGGACCAAUUUAAAAGUGGGCAUUGUGGGAGUACCAAAUGUUGGUAAAUCCACAUUCUUUAAUGUGCUCACAAAAAGUCAAGCAGCAGCUGAAAACUUCCCUUUCUGCACAAUUGAUCCAAAUGAAAGUAGGGUACCAGUUCCGGAUGAAAGAUACGACUACCUCUGCCAGUACCACAAACCACUCAGCAAAGUUCCGGCUUUUCUAAACGUUGUGGACAUAGCUGGUCUUGUCAGAGGAGCUGCAGAGGGUCAGGGACUGGGAAACGCGUUCUUAUCACACAUUAAAGCGUGCGACGCCAUCUUUAAUUUGUGCAGAGCAUUCGAUGAUGAAAACGUGAUUCAUGUCGAUGGGGAAGUUAACCCGAUUCGGGAUUUGGAGACCAUUGGAGAAGAACUUCGUCUUAAGGACGAAGAGCAAUUGAUGCAGAACAUCGAGAAGCUGGAUAGAGUAGUUAACCGCGGUGGUGAUAAGAAACUUAAACCAGAAUAUGAAGCGUUAGCGAAAAUCAAAACCAUUCUAGUCGAAGAAAAGAAACAUAUACGUUUCGGGGACUGGAGUGCUGCUGAUAUAGAGGUUCUGAAUAAAUACCUAUUCCUGACGUCAAAACCUGCACUGUAUCUCGUCAAUUUGUCAGAGAAAGAUUAUAUAAGGAAAAAGAACAAAUGGUUACCAAAAUUGAAAGAAUGGAUCGAUAAAAACGAUCCCGGAGCGCCGCUGAUACCAUUCUCUGGUGCCUUAGAAAGCAAGCUGUUGGAUAUGGAGCCCGAUGAAAGGGAGAAGUUCCUUAAGGAAAACAAUAUAACUAGUGCAUUGGACAAGAUCAUUGUUCAAGGCUACAAGUCUCUACAGCUGGAAUAUUUCUUCACAGCUGGUGCAGAUGAAGUCAAAGCCUGGACUAUUCAGAAAGGCACAAAGGCCCCUCAAGCGGCUGGUAGGAUCCACACUGACUUUGAGAAAGGUUUCAUUAUGGCCGAGGUGAUGCACUUCAAGGAUUUCAAAGAAGAAGGCUCUGAGAGUGCUUGUAAAGCAGCUGGGAAGUACAGACAACAAGGUCGAAACUACGUUGUUGAAGAUGGUGAUAUAAUUUUCUUCAAAUUCAACGCCGGCGCCGGUUUGAAGGACGCUAAGAAGAAAUGACGCGACAAGUUUCUCUUUCUUUUAGUACACAUGUUGUACCUCAAUCUGGCCUUGUACUCACUGUUACACGUCGCCUGAUUAUUUAUUUUUGACUUUAUUACAAUGCCCUAAAGCUUACAUCUGUUUGAACAUUAUAUCUCGUUUGCAUUUGUUACCUAAAUAGAAAAAUAUAUCGCUGCAUUUUUUUAUAUGUUUGUGAUUUCAAAUUAAGAACACUUAUGAACAUUCUUUAGCUCUCACACUGUUUGAAUAAAAAUAAAAUAACUGUUUCGAAUUUCAAAUGUAACGUUCUGCUUUUAAUUCUAAAUUUAAACCUAAAUAUAGAAAUUGUUCUCGUUCACUAGAAGUGUGCAGAAGCUUUUUAAUACGAUAUAGUUACAUAUAUUUUAAUAAUACUAUAUUAUAAAAUUAAGCUUAUUGUCGUUUAAAAUUUUCUCUAUUAUAUAACUUCUACAAAUUCCUGUAUGCGUGUGGUGUCGCUCCCGAGGUCUGUUAUGUCCUUUAUUUCGCUAAAAACUUUUUCCAAUAUCAAACGCAGCUGUUUAAGUAAUUUUUUGACAUUGCUCUUGGAGAGAAUAUCUUGGUCUGUGAGAGGUGCGAGUUUUUCUUUGUCUUUAUCGGAUUUUUGUAAUAUUUUGUUUAAUAUGUAUGACGAUCCCUGAAAAACGGCUUCCUCCCAUUCCUAGAAACAAAAUAAUUAUACUGUAACUAAAUUAAGGAAUUAUUAUAUUUAAAAAAUUGAACUCGCCUGAAAAUCAUUAUUCAAUGUGUUUAACGACAGCAUGUUCUCAACAAGUUUUACUUUCGUAUUGUCAGGGAUGGCAUCUUUAAGUACAUUCAUUAAAAGAUAACCCGCACCUCUUACACUGCCGCUGGCUCUGAAAUGUUUUUUUUUUCUAUAACAUAUAAUUUACAUGUAUAUGUUCAAAUAAAAUUCAUUUUUUAUACCUCAA
This is a messenger RNA of Danaus plexippus (monarch butterfly), 2276 nucleotides long. Its product is annotated as obg-like ATPase 1. Bases 130 to 1323 code for a protein of 397 amino acids. The record is from RefSeq and is a predicted model, not a curated record. Gene Ontology annotation, molecular function: ATP binding; GTP binding; ATP hydrolysis activity. Gene Ontology annotation, cellular component: cytoplasm. Lineage: Eukaryota; Metazoa; Arthropoda; Insecta; Lepidoptera; Nymphalidae. The transcript is spliced from 11 exons.